CGAACCGUGAGGGAGAGGAGGUGAGCUGGUGGUCAGUGAGGAGCUCCGAGGAGUAAAGGUCAGAAUUAGAGGAUCCAGACAGCUUUUCCAGCUUGAUGAUUGACUGAUGUCCAUUACUGUCCAUAAUGGAGGAUCCAGUUCACUUUUUUAAAUGUAAAGAGGAUUCCAGCUGCAGACCCAGGUCUCAGCACAGAAAUGGAGCAGAAAGCAGCUCGAGGCUGUUUCACCAUUGUAUUUGGAGCACCAGCAGUGACCGUCAGCCAGGACAGAUGGAGAAUCACUGUUCAGACAGGCUUAUUCAGCCUGAGGCUUGUUGGAGUAGCUGUGGACGAGGUUCACGCAGCUGUUCAGUGGAUUCCUACAGACGGAUCAGUAAUGCGGUCCUGCAGCUCUGCUCACAGUAUCCUGAUCUUACUGACCAUUACGGUCAUUACUGUGUCUGAAUCAGCUGUUACUGUGGUGAAGGUGAAUCUUCAUGACUCUGCUACUCUGUCCUGCUCUGAGAGAUGUUCUGGUUUGGUCAGAUGGACUGUGUACCACAACCCUGAUGAUGUUCUGGCUGAGUGUGAUCAGACUUCAUGUAGAUCAGUGAAGGAGGGAUAUCAGAUGAUCCAUGAUCAGUACCUGAAGGGAGAUCUCUCUCUCAUCAUCACUGAGGCUGAUUUCACUAAGAGGGACACGUACACAUGCGACUGUGAUUAUCUAGACGUCUGUGAUGUGACUCUACAGGUUGAGUUUUUGAAGACUCCAGUUCAGAUAGAGUCUGGUGACUCUCUGGUGCUGGAUUUGGACCUUUCAGAUCCAGUGAAGGUGAUUUAUAACAGCACAGCUGUAUAUGGACCACCCAGUGGUCCCAUAUGUACAGUACAUAGACGCUCACUGCAGUGUAAACCUGAAUACACACAGAGAGCGUCACUAACAUCUGGUUUUGAGCUGAGAGGAAUGACUCCAUCUGAUAGUGGAGUUUACACCAUCUGGGACACCAAGAAUAAAGAAAUGAUUCAUGUCUACACAGUGACCGUCCAAGAUAACCAACAAAGCCUGGACAGAGAUCUUAGGUCUGUUGUGCCCAUGUGGAAGGUGGUCCUAGCAAAAUUUGCCCUUUCAGCUGGACUUGCAGCUUUGUUUGUGGCAAUGAUAUUGCUGUUUGUGCCUUUGCAAAAUACUAAGAGUCCCUAUGGAUGAAAGGAGGAAGGAAUUCUCACUAAAUGAAACGUGGACUAACACUGCCGUUGGGGAGAGGCCUGCACUGUGGCACAGGAGUGGCCCAGAGAAGACGAAAGGCCCGAGGACUGCUUGUACGUGAACAUG
Messenger RNA from Colossoma macropomum (tambaqui), 1311 nucleotides. RefSeq lists its product as uncharacterized. NCBI's taxonomy places the organism in Eukaryota, Metazoa, Chordata, Actinopteri, Characiformes, Serrasalmidae. The transcript is spliced from 6 exons. The record is from RefSeq and is a predicted model, not a curated record. Bases 196 to 1185 code for a protein of 329 amino acids.